GUUUAGUUUCACUUUCUGAACACUGUGACGCAGUUUGUUUUCUCCGUCUGAAGGUCUAUGAUGGUCAGAGACCAAAUACUGAAGAAGCUCCAUGACUCCAUCUAGUGGACUGAUAGAAGAAGUACAGCAGCUGAUGAACUGACUGACCUUGUUCACUGGUUAAAGUUUAGUUUCACUUUUACUGAACACUGUGACGCAGUUUGUUUUCUCCACCUGAAGCAUGAGUGAUGAGGACAGAGAGGAGGGAGUCCCUCCCUCUAAAACCACUCUGUGUGGGGAACAUGAGAGCCAGACCAAAGCUCAGAGCCCAGAGCAGCAGCACUCACCACACUCUGCUGGACCUGGACCUGAACCUGGACCUGGACCUGGACCCAGCUGUGUGUCCAUGAAGAGAGACCGAUCAGCAUCUCCUUCUCUUCUUUCAGAUUUCAAACAAUCUGUUGAUGGAAGGUCAGAAUUAAAAACUGACAGAAAAACAAAGAUCCAGCAGCAGAGACCAGACUCUCCUGGACCCAGCUGUCUGUCUUUAAAGAGCAACGAGUCGAAGGACCCGUUCAUUGACUUUAAAGGUCGACGUCCAUCAGCUGAUCAGAUAGUGGACCAGGAGAGCUCAGAGGUUCCCAGUGGUCAGUCUGCCCAGCAGCAUCAAACACACCUGGACUCCAUAUUUAUGCUGCUGGAGGAGAACAUCGUCACUUUUGUGAAGAAGGAGCUGAAGAAGAUGCAGAAGGUUCUGAGUCCAGAUUACCCAGAAUGCUUAGAGAGUCAGAGGGAGGAUGAGGAGGUGUUGGUCGGUGAGGAUGAAGAGCAGAGGAGGAGCAGCAGAGAGGAGUUUCUGAAGAUCACACUGAACUUCCUGAGGAGAAUGAAGCAGGAGGAGCUGGCUGACUGUCUGCAGAGCAGAUCUCCUAUUGGAGUUUGUCAACCUAAACUUAAAUCUAACCUGAAGAAGAAGUUCCAGUGUUUGUUUGAGGGCAUCUCUAAACCAGGAAACCCAACCCUUCUGAAUCAGAUCUACACAGAGCUCUACAUCACAGAGGGAGGGACUGGAGAGGUCAGUGAUGAACAUGAGGUCAGACAGAUGGAAACAACAUCCAGGAAACCAGACAGACCAGAAACAACCAUCAGACAAGAAGACAUCUUUAAAGCCUCACCUGGAAGAGAUGAACCAAUCAGAACAGUGAUGACAAAGGGAGUGGCUGGCAUUGGGAAAACAGUCUUAACACAGAAGUUCACUCUGGACUGGGCUGAAGACAAAGCCAACCAGGACAUACACUUCACAUUUCCAUUCACUUUCAGAGAGCUGAAUGUGCUGAAAGAGAAAAAGUUGAGCUUGGUGGAACUUGUUCAUCACUUCUUUACUGAAACCAAAGAAGCAGGAAUCUGCAGGUUUGAAGAGUUCCAGGUUGUGUUCAUCUUUGACGGUCUGGAUGAGUGUCGACUUCCUCUGGACUUCCACAACACUGAGAUCCUGACUGAUGUUACAGAGUCCACCUCAGUGGACGUGCUGCUGACAAACCUCAUCAGGGGGAAACUGCUUCCCUCUGCUCGCCUCUGGAUAACCACACGACCUGCAGCAGCCAAUCAGAUCCCUCCUGAGUGUGUUGACAUGGUGACAGAGGUCAGAGGGUUCACUGACCCACAGAAGGAGGAGUACUUCAGGAAGAGGUUCAGAGAUGAGGAUCAGGCCAGCAGGAUCAUCUCCCACAUCAAGACCUCACGAAGCCUCCACAUCAUGUGCCACAUCCCAGUCUUCUGCUGGAUCACUGCUACAGUUCUGGAGGAUGUGUUGAAAACCAGAGAGGGAGGAGAGCUGCCCAAGACCCUGACUGAGAUGUACAUCUACUUCCUGGUAGUUCAGACCAAACUGAAGAACAUCAAGUAUGAUGGAGGAUCUGGGUCAGAUCCACACUGGAGUCCAGAGACCAGGAAGAUGAUUGAGUCUCUGGGAAAACUGGCUUUUGAUCAGCUGCAGAAAGGAAACCUGAUCUUCUAUGAAUCAGACCUGACAGAGUGUGGCAUCGAUAUCAGAGCAGCCUCAGUGUACUCAGGAGUGUUCACACAGAUCUUUAUAGAGGAGAGAGGACUGUACCAGGACAAGGUGUUCUGCUUCGUCCAUCUGAGUGUUCAGGAGUUUCUGGCUGCUCUUCAUGUCCAUCUGACCUUCAUCAACUCUGGAGUCAAUCUGCUGUCAGAAGAACAACCAACCUCCCAGAAGUCUGAAACAAGAAAAGAUGAAUCUGCAGAGACACAGUUCUACCAGAGAGCUGUGGACAAGGCCUUACAGAGUCCAAAUGGACACCUGGACCUGUUCCUCCGCUUCCUCCUGGGUCUUUCACUGCAGACCAAUCAGAGUCUCCUACGAGGUCUGCUGACUCAGACAGGAAGUGGUUCAGAGACCAAUCAGGAAACAGUCCAGUACAUCAAGAAGAAGAUUGAAGAGACUCCCUCUGCAGAGAGAAGCAUCAACCUGUUCCACUGUCUGAAUGAACUGAAUGAUCGUUCUCUAGUGGAGAAGAUCCAACAGUCCCUGAGUUCAGGAAGUCUCUCCACAGACAAACUGUCUCCUGCUCAAUGGUCAGCUCUGGGCUUCAUCUUACUGUCAUCAGAGAAAGAUCUGGACGUGUUUGACCUGAAGAAAUACUCUGCUUCAGAGGAGGCUCUUCUGAGGCUGCUGCCAGUGGUCAAAGCCUCUAACAAAGCUCUACUGAGUGGCUGUAACCUCUCAGAGAGAAGCUGUGAAGCUCUGUCCUCAGUUCUCAGCUCCCAGUCCUCUAGUCUGACAGAUCUGGACCUGAGUAACAACGACCUGAAGGAUUCAGGACUGAAGACUCUGUCUGUUGGACUGAAGAGUCCACACUGUUCACUGGAGACUCUCAGUCUGUCAGGCUGUCUGAUCACAGAGGAAGGCUGUGCUUCUCUGGUCUCAGCUCUGAGAUCCAACCCCUCCCAUCUGAGAGAGCUGGACCUGAGCUACAAUCAUCCAGGAGACUCAGGAGUGAAGCUGCUGUCUGCUGGACUGGAGGAUCCAGACUGGAGACUGGACACUCUCAGAGUGGAGCCUGGUGGAGUCCGAUGGUUGAGACCAGGUCUGAGGAAGUAUUCCUGUCAACUCACAAUCGACACAAACACAGUGAACACAAAGAUCGAACUGUCUGACAACAACAGGAAGGUGACACUUGUGGAUGAGGAUCAGUCAUAUCCUGAUCAUCCAGACAGAUUUGACCAGUGUCCUCAGCUGCUGUGUACAACUGGUCUGACUGGUCGCUGUUACUGGGAGGUCGAGUGGAGAGGAAGGGUUUAUAUAUCAGUGAGUUACAGAGGAAUCAGAAGGAAAGGAGACAGUGACUGUGUGUUUGGGAGGAACGAUCAGUCCUGGACCCUGUACUGCUCUGGUGGUGGUUACUACUUCUGGCACAGUAGCAGAGGAACAUCCAUGUCCUCCUCCUCCUCCUCCUCCUCCUCCUCUUCCUCUUCCUCCUCCUCCUCUUCCUCCUCCUCCUCCUCCUCCUCCUCUGUCUCUAACAGAGUAGCAGUGUAUGUGGACUGUCCUGCUGGCUCUCUGUCCUUCUACAGAGUCUCCUCUGACUCUCUGAUCCACCUCCACACCUUCAACACCACAUUCACUGAAUCUCUGUAUCCUGGGUUUGGGUUUGGUUUUUGGCCUAGGUUCUCUUCUGUUUCCUCAUUGUCUCUGUGUUCAGUGUAGCAGAGUCUCCUCCUGUCAGAGAAACUCUCUCUCUGUUGAACAGAUAGUUCAGUCUGUUCAUAUCUGUCUCUGUCACUCACAGUUUUGUCCCUUAUGGAAGCUAUGAUUAUUAUAGAAUGACUCUGUGUAAGUCUGUGCAGAGUCUUGCAAACACAAUUUAUGCUGAUGCAGAAAGUCAAAGUAUAACAUUUGCUUCAUAUUUUGAAAGUAUAUUAUUUAUAAGCAAUAAUAAAAAAAACUCACCUUUUGUAAUAUAGAACCACUUGACACUAUAAUCAGAUCUAUAGUUAUUUGUUUCUUUGUGGUAAAAUUCAGAUUUUCUGUAUAAAACCUUGAAAAACUGAAUCUAGUGAAAAUGCUUUUACUGAGUUUUAUCUUCCUGUUCUGUCAAACACAGUGAAACAGCUGCAGCUCAGUGUUCACAGAAGAAAUCUCUCAUAUUUCUAUUAAACUGUUUUAGAGAUUAAUAUUUACAUGAACUAUUUUAUACUAAUACACAGAUUUACAAGAAUUUAUAGACUUUUUCUGGUAAAAGACUUUUUAUUUUUGCAUUAUUGUUUAUUCAUUUAGUCAUUUUGCUCUUAAAGUCUUCAGAAUAUAGAACAUAUUAAUGUGUGAAAUUAUCUCUGUGUAAAUCCUCUAAUAUAGUCAGUGUUUGUGUUGACAAAUCUUAAUAAAGUUGUUAUAUUUUAAAGAAAAUCACUGUGGUGAAGGACAAAGUUCAAUAUUUCCCUUUGAAGUUUCCAGGAGCAGAAGGAUAAAGAAACAGAAAAUUAAAUACUAAUACUAAUAAGUAUCUGUGAGUUUAGUGUAUAAAUACUCGUUUAUGUAUCAUGUGACCUUGUUUAUCUGCUCAUUUCUUUCUGUUUGUCUAUUGUAAAUUGGAGUUUUUAAAUAAAGCUACAUUCAAAAACA
This is a messenger RNA of Lates calcarifer (barramundi perch), 4624 nucleotides long. Its product is annotated as NLR family CARD domain-containing protein 3. The transcript has 12 exons. Gene Ontology annotation, molecular function: protein binding. Bases 221 to 3709 code for a protein of 1162 amino acids. NCBI's taxonomy places the organism in Eukaryota, Metazoa, Chordata, Actinopteri, Centropomidae. The record is from RefSeq and is a predicted model, not a curated record.